Molecule: messenger RNA, 1951 nt
Organism: Brienomyrus brachyistius
Lineage: Eukaryota; Metazoa; Chordata; Actinopteri; Osteoglossiformes; Mormyridae
Gene: foxl2l
Product: forkhead box L2-like
Exons: 1
Coding region: 271-1167 (298 amino acids)
Biological process (GO): anatomical structure morphogenesis; cell differentiation; regulation of transcription by RNA polymerase II
Molecular function (GO): RNA polymerase II cis-regulatory region sequence-specific DNA binding; DNA-binding transcription factor activity, RNA polymerase II-specific
Source: RefSeq, a predicted model, not a curated record
UUUUAAUCUUAAUUUGUGUCAGGUCAAAACACGUCUGUGACCUUCGCGUGAACUUAUACUGAUUUGUUAAAACUUUUUGAUCCUUUGAGACUUGAAAGCAAAAAGAAAUACAGUUAAAUGCGCCAGUACCUUUGGUCUUUUCUGUGGGAGGAGUUAUCAAGGUAGCUACCUGAACAGACUUUUUGAGUGGCAGUUUAGGGAGCGGCUGUGAAUCUGCCGAGCUUUGCCAGCUUCCCGGGAACUGAAAUAAUUAAAGAGUGCGAAGCAAAAAUGGACAAUGUUCAAGUCACAGAUGACAUCAGUGUCCAGGCCCGUCAGGGCCACAUGGAUUAUGGCCGAGAUCCGGUAACGUCGGUAAGGAUCAUGACUGAGAGCACUACGGGCAAGACCGAUGAAGGCACGGAGGAUAGCGCCGAAAAGGACAGAGGUGACCCUUCUCAGAAGCCCCCUUAUUCAUACGUGGCUCUUAUCGCUAUGGCCAUCAAAGAAAGUCACGAAAAGAAAUUGACGUUGAAUGGAAUUUAUCAGUUUAUUAUCAGCAAAUUCCCCUACUAUGAGAAAAACAAGAAAGGCUGGCAGAACAGCAUCAGGCAUAACCUGAGUCUGAACGAAUGUUUCGUAAAAGUUCCUCGGGAAGGCAUUGGAGAGAGGAAGGGGAAUUUCUGGACUUUAGAUCCUGCAUUUGAGGACAUGUUCGAUAAAGGGAAUUACAGACGACGCCGACGGAUAAAACGACCAUACACGCAACAGUCCGUUCCUUACUUGCCAGGGAAACCAUGCUUGAAUUAUUCUGACGGCUGCUGUUCGCAUCAGAAUGCAAAGUAUUUGCAGAGCCCAUUCGUAAAUAAUGCAUGGUCCCUCUCCCAUUCAAGUCCAUUGGAGUCAAGAGCGUCAAUCAACUACCAGCAGAUGCAAACCUGCCACGGAAUUACUAACCCUGCAUCCCUGAGUGGACCCUACAAUUCCGCUAUGAACUGCUACCACCGCUUCCAGCCCAGCUACGGCGCGUAUCAUCGACACACAAACGUCCUUGUGCCCCACGGCGGCCCUUACACCGGUAUGACCCAACCAAUUAGUCCUGGAGGUGGUUCACUGUCAGGCGGCCUGUAUCACCAGCCGAACUACGGAAAACGGCCUGAACUGUCCCGCGCAGCUUAUUACGAUUAGCGCGGGGCGCUGGCGAGUCCGGCUGCGCUGUCUGCGCGUUUGCCGUCUCAAGAGAAAAAAUUAUAGGUAUUUUGCAAAUGUAGCCGCAGUACGGGCUUAAAGUAGAAGGAAUGUUGGGCACAUGACUGAUAAACACCACGUAUUAGGCGGUAUUAAGUUUAAAACGUGUCGUUAAAUUUUUUAAAAUAGAAAACUCAUUAUUUAAAAAGCGUUUUUUUUAUUUCCCGGUAAAGUAUUUUGAUAGGUAUGUUUUGUGUUUGUUCUUAAAAUUUUUGAGACAUGCACGGGAUGAAUUGGUUAAAUUGGUUAAAACUGAGUUUCUCACUGUUAAAUUACUGUUAAAAACGGUACCAACAGCUCCUGUAACGAAUAUUUACCAGGUUAAAAGUUUCCUUAUUGCCUUCGUUGUAACUUGUCUGUUGUUCUAAAAAUCUUAUAGGCUAAUUAUCAUUACAUAGCCCACUACCCAAAUGCUUAUGUUGGCAGUUUUAGCUCAUAUUCGGAAAUCUUGCCUUUCAUUAUUAACAAGUCAUCUGUUCAAAAUUAUUUUAUAUUUUUGAGGUAUUGAUUUCAUUUGUGAGUUGGGAUGAAAACAGAAAAAUGUUACCGUGUUCUAUUGACAAUGGAACUGUUUGUGUUUAUUGCUUUUCAUUAGUUCGUAGCUCAAUAAAUCGUAUUUUUGCAUAAAAUUGGCAAAAGUGGAAUGUGUUGUUUUAUUAGGCAAUAAAGAGAAAAUGGUAGCCUAUAUUUUAAAUGUGAAUCGGUGAUAUCUUACAGUUUUAAA